This is a messenger RNA of Vigna radiata var. radiata (mung bean), 806 nucleotides long. RefSeq names its product 50S ribosomal protein L18. NCBI's taxonomy places the organism in Eukaryota, Viridiplantae, Streptophyta, Magnoliopsida, Fabales, Fabaceae. Gene Ontology annotation, biological process: translation. The transcript is spliced from 3 exons. Gene Ontology annotation, cellular component: ribosome. The coding region runs from base 144 to 509 and encodes 121 amino acids. Gene Ontology annotation, molecular function: structural constituent of ribosome; 5S rRNA binding. The record is from RefSeq and is a predicted model, not a curated record.
GACAAAAUCACCCCUUUGAAUAUGAAAACAAAUAAUCAAAAGAAGGGAGUGAUAAAUGUAAGUAUUAGUUUCAGUGGGGAGCUUGUGUUGUGUUUUGUUGAAGUCUCUUACUUGGAUCUGAUUUCUCUGAGCUUCAGACAGAUAUGGUUAUUCCACCCCCAGCGAGGCCUCCCAGGAUUAUAAAUUUUCUGAAACCUUAUGUUCUGAAGAUGCAUUUUACCAACAAGUAUGUGAGUGCCCAGGUGAUUCACAGCCCAACUGCUACUGUAGCCUCUUCUGCAAGCUCACAGGAGAAAGCCUUGAGAUCAAGCUUGGAAACUACUCGCGAUGUGGCUGCAGCUGCAAAGAUUGGGAAGAUACUAGCCGAACGCCUUUUGCUCAAGGACAUUCCUGCUGUUUCUAUUCACUUGAAGAGAGAGCAGAAAUAUCAUGGGGCAGUGCUCUCUGGUUUGGAUCUUAACACCAAGAUGUUCUGCAUCAAGAUGUUGGGUUGCUCUUCUGCUACCUGAACCUACUUAAACCCAAAGGUAAGUUUAUUAAAACACAUUACAGGGACAUUUGGAUUGUAUAAUGGAAAAACAAAAAUAGAUAGCUACUUGUAAAAUGGAAUCAAUAUCAUGUUUCAUAGUCAACUCCUCCCUCAUGCAUUAUUUUUUCAUUUGCCUACAGACCAUUCAUUUGAAAAACCCUCAUUGCACUUACACCGGCAUACAGUAUGCUAUUCAUUCAAAAGUACACAAAAUAUCAACAAUGGUAAAUUAGGCACAUACUUAAAACUAACAAAACAGCAAUCCUGCAGUCACAAA